Messenger RNA from Cynoglossus semilaevis (tongue sole), 1173 nucleotides. RefSeq names its product zinc finger BED domain-containing protein 4-like. Lineage: Eukaryota; Metazoa; Chordata; Actinopteri; Pleuronectiformes; Cynoglossidae. The transcript has 2 exons. The record is from RefSeq and is a predicted model, not a curated record. The coding region runs from base 70 to 1158 and encodes 362 amino acids.
AAACUAAAAACUCAGUUGAGCAACACUGAACAUGUUUCAGUCACUGUGGACAUUUGGUCUGACCGAAAGAUGAGGGGAUUCCUUGGUGUCACUGUGCACUGGAUAGAGAAAGAGGCAGAGAGGAUACAGCUAAGGUCUAAUCUCUUGGCCUGUGAACGCUUCAAAGGCUCACACACAGCUGAAAGAAUCUGUGACCAAUUUGAGUCAAUAUGUGAUGAAUACACCAUUAAAGACAAACUGGAGAACAUUAUUAGUGACAAUGCUGCUAACAUGAGAAAAGCAUUCUCUGUAUGUUUCCCAAGUGAACAAGAGGAUGACGAUGAUGGAGAUUAUCUUGAUGACCCUGAGCUCUGGUGUGACUUAACCCUGGAAGAUCAGGAAACAGUAGAUGUUGCUAUGGCAAAGAAACAGCGCCUGCAGUGUUUUGCACACACUCUUCAGCUGGUGGUGGGAGACGGCUUGAAAGAAACAAAAGUGGUAUUGCCUUCUCUUUCAAAGUUAUCAAAACUCAGCUCACUGCUGCACACAAGCACAACAUUCAAAGAUGUGUUUGAUGCUGAAUUUGGAGAACAGAAAGGCAUCCCUGCUGCAGUCAACACAAGAUUGAACUCAACACUUCGGCAAGUGAAGGCAGUUCUCCAGUGCAAUCAUCUAAAGCUCUGUGCUGUUCUAGAAAAGGCUGGGCACAGGGAGUUGUCAUUCACAGCACGGGAGUGGAAUCUGUUGAAGGAGUUAGUGGACAUCCUGAAACCAUUUGGAGAAGCAACUGAUUUGACACAGGGGGAGAAGGUCACAAUUAGUGCUGUUGUUCCUUCUGUCUUGUCCCUCAACCACCACCUUGAGAAGCUGAAGCCUCAAGUCUGCUUCCUGUGUGGCCUGGUCAGAAGUCUCCAGGCAUCCCUGAACAAAAGAUUUCUGGGAAUCUUCAUCAAUGUGAAAAUGGCUAGGACACAAGAUGUGGUUGAUGCUCCAUUUUCCAAUCCCGUCUACCUCAAAGCAGCUGCCUUGGAUCCAGCCUUUUCUCUGUCGUGGGUGGAGCCCCAUGUGCUGGUCAAGCAUGAUGUCAAGGCAGAGGUGGCACAACAAGUGAAAGAAUUGAUCCUGCAAGAUGCUGCAGAGACUGAGCAACCUGUGCCUUGGGUUGAUGAAGAAGAGUAAGAGGACCUCGGAGAA